AUGGCCGCGGAUGGCACGGGCACAGAUGAAGAGCCACGGGAGCACGCACCUCAAGAUCCCGCCAUCUCCAUAAGAGUGGCAGUGCCUUCCGGCCAACCAACUCCUCGCCGCCAACUGGAAACGCAUCGACCUGUUCCGAGAUCUGUCCGUGAUAGGCCAUCGCGAAGGGACACUCAACCCGUUGACCCAGUUGAGCGUAUUGAAGAGUACUACAGCGUGCACCACGAAAUCAUCGAGGAACAGUCGACUGCUAAGCCACAUAGAAAGCCGUCUGAGCAUACCGGCAAAAAGGGUGCUCCAAAGCUCAUAAUCGAAGAGAAAGGGACUGCUGCUCGCAAGCCUGAUCCUGAUCAUGGACCUAAAGCGGCACCGAAGACACGAGAUCCUCACAUUUCUUUCGUACAACCGCUCAGACGCCGCACAAACCGACAGUACCCUGAGUCACCCUCCCAGGAUCUGCAUGGGCGACGUAAGCCCGACCAAAGCUCUGAUGAGAUGCUCGAUGACUAUUACGAUGGGUUUGACGACACUCUGCUUCCUCAUACAACCUCAGUUGGUCUGAACCUCCAAUACGGAUCAGACUACGAGCCGGUCAGUUUUGAGCCUCCUCCACCUCCACCGCCCAGACCGCCACAGGGUUCAAUGUUCCCAAAUGAUAUACCCCCCGAAAACCCUUUCAAUCGACCACCGUACACCCACCAAGUACCCGGACGACAUGGAAGAAGACGUGAUUUUCUAGUCCGUGCGCCUCACCGAACAGCAAUCUGGGAUCGUGCAGCGGUAUGGAAUUCUAAAGUGGAGAAAUAUGACAUUUUGCUCAAACUCGUACUCACUCGACACGGCGAACGCUACUCAGGUGAAAAUUUUCCCUAUCGUUCCGGCACAUGGACCGACAUCGUCUUUGCGCGCAAACUUAACCAACAAUACCGCAAUUUGAAGACCGCCAAAGUCGGAAUCGUCCAGAAGCUGACCGCUUAUAAGAAGAUCUCAUUCGUCUAUUUUGUGCAAUUCCACGCGUUUCCAGACAUUCGCUACCCCAAGACAGGAGCAUGGCUACGGACCGCCAGACAACCAAUUACAUUUCGCGAUAAUGCGAUGACCCGCAAUUCAUUCAUGAACCAAUUGCGGCGAAUGUGUAGAAAGAACUCAAUCCUAUACAACACACUUACCGGAACGCCGAGUGAGCAUGAUGAGCGGCCUCCAAUCCGCUGGGUAUCUCGCCUCGAUGGACUGAUUGAAGCAGGUGCCGUCAUCGACAUUGAUGUGAAAGAGACAUUCGACAGCGCUAAGAUCUACAUGGGACUGAUGCUUGCGAUCAUAAUCAGCCUUGGAGCAGCACUGGGAUACGGCUUUGCGAUGGACAAUGACUUCUCGACUGGCUUUUCGAUUGCAAGUUGGGUCAUCACCGCCUUGGGGUUCCUGGCUGCAGUGAUCGCGGCAGGAGAAUACUUCGGACUAGACAGCCCGAAAGCUACACUAAUGGAAGCAGAUGGGUACGAUCGACCCUACAGGUAG
This is a messenger RNA of Cercospora beticola, 1515 nucleotides long. RefSeq lists its product as uncharacterized. Lineage: Eukaryota; Fungi; Ascomycota; Dothideomycetes; Mycosphaerellales; Mycosphaerellaceae. The record is from RefSeq and is a predicted model, not a curated record.